UCUCUCGCGAGUCGCGCAGAAAACGGCCACCGCUUCGCGCCUCAGUAUCGUCCCGUAUCUAGGCCCGAUCCAGUCAUGAUUUAUCUCGCCAGCUCUUAGGGCAGAGCUCGGCUCAUCUCGGUCAGGCUUUUUUUGUGUUGCUGCUGCUGCUGCUGCUGCUGUGGCGAAAAUGGCGGCAGACGAAAAAUUAAUAUUCUCCAAAAUAGUGCAGCACUUGGCGAGAUCUCUGGCUGCCAUAAAGAACACGCCCUGGGAGAAGGUGAACUGGCUGUUCAAGAGAUGUCCCCAAGACUCGGGAGGUGUGUUUCGCUUGGACCAGAGAGGCCAGGAUGCAACUGUGGCUCUGGGGAUAUACUUCCUGGAGUCAGAUCUACAGCACAGAGAUCGCAUAUUGCCUUAUCUGCUCAAGCUCUUGCGGGGCUUGCCCAAAGCUAUCUGGCUGGAUGAGGCUCCCUGUUUGUUGUUGGGCAGAGUGCCUGUCGCUGAGCGGUUCAGCUUCUGUUUGAACACUCUGCUGAGCGACAUAGCUGCUAGAUGCGAACCAGCCAGGGAGGAAAUCAUCGCCACGCAAGUCGAGAUACUGGCAGUGUUGUCUAAUCUUGUCAGAGGAUGCAUUGACCAGAAUAAUGGAAGAGGAAUGCAAGCAAAGUUGACUCUGUGCAAGUGUCUAGUUCCUGUACUGAUAGGUCUAGCGAGAUCGAUGGGUCGCUUCGCAUGUGAAGGUCCACCUCUGCUUUGUAGAAUUUUUCCACGUCCAGAGCCACCAAUACCGAAGUGCAAAACAGAAAGUCAUCCUUUACCCGACAAGAAGCAGCACAGCUUUUGUAAUUUCAGAUCAAUUAUUCCACGUUCUCUAAGUGGUGAUCUUAACCCACGAUUAAGCACUGGCACAGGACAGACUUCCUUCCCACAGGCAAAUGAGAACAAUAGCGCGAAACGACCCUUGUUGAAGUCAUACCUUUCAGUGCCCUAUGAUCCAACUCAUUACUUUUUCAAUAGAUACGGAUCUAGUUUUAACCAGUUUCCACAGAUGCGGUGCAAUGAGAGUACGCAAGGCAAAGCAGGCCUCCAGUUUAGUGUUGUACAUUUGCAAAGUGUCCUAGCGUUGGCUAAAAAAUUGCUCACCAAAGAGACUCUGUCCUUCCUUGAUGAGGAGGCUCAGCAGGUUUACCAGUCACGACAAGUGCAAAUAUUCCCAUACCCCACCUUCAGCGAGACAAUGAACCUAGUGAUGGUAGCUCUUUUGCGUGAACUUCUUCAAGGUCAACGAGACCUUCCUGCUCCCUUCACCAAAGACGUGCAAGAGUUCAUGAAGGGCCUCUUUCUGUCUGGUCAAACAGAGCUUCAGUCGAGACAGCAACAUGACGUCAGUGAACGGGAGGAUAUGGAUACUGACUUCAAAACUGUAAAUCGGUUUAAGAUGAACGUCAUGGCCAAUUCAGCUUGUGUGGAUAUCCUCGUCUGGGCGAUUGGAGACGAAACAGGAGCUGACAGUUUGUGCAGUCGGCUAACGGAAAAGAUUUAUUCAAACUACAGUCACAAGUUGGUUUUAGCACAUAUGCCAUUGCUGAUGGUCUGUCUCGAUGGCCUGGGCAAACUAGCUCAAAAGUUUCCCAAUAUUGCCAGCACAUCGAUCUACAAUCUUCGCGACUUCCUAGUCACGCCUUCUCCUAUACUGCUGAAACUUUACAAGCAGUGUUAUGAGAACUCGUCAAAAAGUCACUUUAAAAUUUCCACUGGUAAAGAGGCAGUAAAAGCUUUCGCAAAGGAGAAAGCGAGCCCCAGUGAAAUGGCUUUUGAAACCCUAAGGGAUGCGGCCAUCAGAAAUCUCUGCAUCGCUUUGGAAGCCGCUUACUCCGUGGAUUCUGAUUGUGUGCCCGCACUAGUUGCCAGUGUAUCGAAUCGAUUGUUCACCGCCGAGAUAAAUGACAGCGACAAUGACGAAGGAUUAACGAGUGACCUGAUCUCUACUAAUAUCGUGAUAAUGAUGGGUCACGUAGCUGUAGCCCUAAAGAACAAACCAAAGUCCACCCGACCAAUUCUACAGUUCUUCCAACAGCGAUUCUGCCACACGCCGAGUCGACCUGACCUGGACACGCUUAUUGUUGAUCAACUCGGCUGUAUGGUUAUUGCAAAAUGUGAAACCAAGGUACACGAGGAGAUCAUGCGCAUGUUCUCACAUACACUAGCUUCGAACGACGAUCGCAAGCAGUACAGACACGUCUGCGGUGCUGUAACUAAUGCCCUGGCAAAUAUAUCUGCUAAUUUGGAAGGAGAAAACGAGCUGAACAAUUUGUUGCUCAGAUUAUUAGAGCUGUUCGUGCAACUUGGGCUUGAGGAUAAGCGGACAGUGGAUAAGAGUGGCAGCAACGUUAGUACGAGUUCACGUAACAAUGCCGGCAAUCUGGGUGUCCUGAUUCCCGUGAUAGCGAUCCUGCUUCGACGUCUGCCACCGAUUCGACAGCCCCGUCAGCGAGUGUUCAAGCUCUUUAAGGACUUCUGGCUCUACUGCGUCAUUCUUGGUUUCGCUUCAGACUCGCGCUCUCGACUGUGGCCCGCUGAUUGGCACGAGGGUGUGAAAGAAAUUGCUGUUAAGUCCCCGUAUUUGGUUUCACCCGAUACAAAUACGAGGAUCGAGAUGAGAGAAUUGCAGUACACGUCGGCCGUGAGGAACGAGUGCGUGAGCAUCACCGAGCUGCAGGAGUUGAGAAGCCAAAUACUUAAGAUGAACAAUAGAUCAAGCGAAAUUGCAGCCUACGUAGCAAAGCUCCAAUUCGCGCAGUGCACCUACCUACUCUCCGUCUACUGGCUCGAGACCCUCCGCGUAGCCAACAGCCCUGAGCCCAGUCUCCAGCCUAUAAUGGAAUAUUUAAGCGAUACCGAGCUCCAGAAAGACAAGAACGGUAUGUGGCAGUGCAUUUGCAGCGUUGGCGAUUCCGUCUUCGCCAAGUUCAAAGACGUGAUGCAACGUAAACCACGAAAUGAGCAACGUGAACGCGAGCUCGAGAGUCAUGCUCAGUUCCUCCUUGUCAAUUUCAACAACGUCCACAAGCAGAUAAGACGCGUUGCUGACAAGUAUCUCAGUGCUCUUGUCGAUGCUUUUCCGCAUUUACUGUGGAACUGCAGGGUACUUUGGUGUAUGCUGGAUAUACUCCAGUUAUUGUCAUUAUCGCUGCAGCUCGAUCCCAACGAAGAAACGCCUGUGCUGAAAGUUCCUGAUACCCCUUAUAGUAUUCAGCUUAUGGAGAAUCUUGAUGCCAGGGAGACUAUCGUAAAGGACUUUACAGCCAGAUGCAAAGGUAUCGUACAAGAAGCCAUGAAAUGGGCGCCUCAAGCAACUAGGUCUCAUCUGCAGGAGUAUAUAAAGCAAUUGCAGUCCUCCGAAAUGUACCACCAGUCAGGUUUAGCUUUGGCCACCGAUUCUGUUCUCGAGCUCGUGGAACUCUCUAGUGGCGGCCCUAGUCUUGGCCCGCAAAGUACAAGCUCGUUAGACAAACGCCCUCGUGCCAAGGAUGCGAAUUCCUGGCUAUUGUCAAUGAUGACAACGCGCUCAUGGUACGCUGGAGAAGUCGCGGGUAUGUUGAAUCUUGUGCGAGGUGAGUCACCUACCGAAUCUGACAGCAUGAAAGCUCUGGUCAACCGACUAGUCGAAGAAAUAUUGCGGGCAUGUCGUAAUCGAGAUGACAACGAGCAUCGCAGAGCGCUGUGGAGAGCCACUGCUCUAUUGAUAUCUAUACCUGGUCUAAACCGAAAGCUCCUCCACACUGUAGCCUGCUCACAGCUCGAGCUCUUCACGAAGCCAGCCAUGCGUACGGCAGUAGAGUGCUGGCAGUGGUUGUUAACUGCUCGGCCAGACCUCAAACUUCGCUUUUUGCAAGAAAUGUUAGCUGCCUGGCAGUACACGGUAGACAAGCGCAUGGGCCUUUUCGCCAUCGACGAGGAACAAGUUAGCCCACUAGCCGUCCACGAGGGUUGCAAACUAGGCCCUAAGUCUCCUGUGGUGCAACCUCACGAGAUUUGGGUAUCGUUCAUCGUAGACUUGAUCGAAACCGCCAAGUACUGUUGUCAGGAGAGCGUAGAGAUGGUAGCUCUGCUACUUCAACGCUCACUGCCGAUGAACGUCGGUGCUGUUAGCGAUGAAGAACCUCGACUCAGCCGUCAUGUUGCCGCGGUCGGGGCUAGAUUCAAGCUUCUCUCUUGUGGACUCUUAUUGUUGCAAGGGGAUGUGCUACCAAGCUCAUUGAGCAAGAACGUGCUCAGACAGAGGGUUUAUUGCAACUGCUUAGACUACUUCUGUAGAGAAAGACAGAGUCCCUGUCAGGAACCCGAGCAGCUGAGGGAGGACAUUAACACUCUCAUGAGGUUCUGGCAGGUGAUGCACAGCGAAAAGAAGUACCUGAUGAUGUCGAACGGGGAGGCCGAACUAGAGUUGUUAAGGCAGCCUCCGAUUCAUGAUUCUUUAGGUUCGUCGUCCUCGAGUGCGAUUAACACUUUUCCACUGUCGGCGAGUAGUAAUACGCUUAGCAAGAGAAGCAAUCGAAGUAAAAGGGUUGUUAACGCUACUGUUUACGUGAAAGAUUAUAUCAGGAAGAGGAAUCUCAUUCUGGAAUUGUUAGCUGUUGAAAUUGAAUUUUUAUUGGUCUGGGCAAACCCAGGUUGCAGACAGGACCUUGCAGUACCGGGCGAACAGAGCAUAGCCGAGUGGCGCGCUAAGUCCAUGAACGAGCGUUGGCGCGACUAUACGAGACUUGCUUGGGAGAUUAGUCCUGUUCUUGCUGUGUUCUUACCUGUUCGUCUGAAGAAUUCGGACACUAUUAUUCGUGAAGUCUGCAGACUUGUGCAGCUUCAACCAGUACCUGCAAUGCAUGUGCCUGAAGCUUUACAAUAUCUUGUUACUACUGAAACUCUGUUGAAUGAUGCACCCAAGCUCGUAUAUAUGUUGACAUGGGCGAGGUGUUCACCGAUCCAAGCUCUAGCCUACUUCUCUAGGCAGUUUCCUCAUCACCCCGUUUCUGCUCAAUUCGCAAUCAACGUGCUGGAAAGUUACCCUCCCGAUGCCGUAUUAUUUUACAUACCUCAGUUGGUGCAAGCGCUCAGGCACGACUCGAUGGGGUAUGUCACAGAAUUCAUCAAGGCAAUCGCUAAACGAUCACAGGUUGUAGCACACCAGCUGAUCUGGAACAUGCACACGAACAUGUACAUGGACGAGGAUAAGCAGGUGAAGGACCCGAACCUCUUCGACACUCUCGACGCUCUCGUCAAGAACAUUGUAGGCGCUCUCUCAGGUCCAGCCAAAAAGUUCUACGAGCGCGAGUUCGACUUUUUCGAAAAAAUUACGAGCAUCUCCGGCGAGAUCAGACCGUUCCCGAAGGGUCCGGAGCGUAAACAGGCCUGUCUCACGGCCCUUAGGAAAAUAACUGUACAGCCUGGCUGUUACCUGCCCUCCAAUCCCGAGGCCAUGGUUAUCGACAUCGACUACGACAGCGGAACACCCAUGCAGAGUGCAGCUAAGGCACCGUUCUUAGCCAGAUUUAAAGUGCAGAAGUAUGGAAUCAAAGAGCUGGAAAAUAUCGCUUUGGCUGUGUCGGCUAACGGAAAUGUCGAGGUGAGGAGUUCUGGAUUAGAGACGUGGCAGGCUGCUAUUUUCAAAGUCGGUGAUGACGUCAGGCAGGAUAUGCUUGCACUGCAAGUCAUCAGUAUUUUCAAACACGUAUUUGAGCAAGUCGGUUUGAACCUGUUUUUGUUCCCUUACAGAGUUGUCGCCACUGCACCAGGUUGUGGCGUUAUUGAAUGUGUACCUAAAGCAAAAUCGCGUGACCAGCUGGGACGUCAGACCGACUAUGGUCUAAAAGAAUAUUUACUAUCCAUCUAUGGUGACGAAACGUCAAAGGCGUUCCAGAACGUUAGGAGGAACUUUGUCAAGUCUAUGGCAGCCUACAGCGUAAUCACGUACCUAUUGCAAAUCAAGGAUAGGCACAACGGAAAUAUCAUGAUCGACGAAGAAGGACAUAUCAUUCACAUUGAUUUCGGCUUCAUGUUCGAGAGUUCGCCUGGUGGAAAUCUAGGCUUUGAGCCCGACAUUAAGCUCACGAACGAGAUGGUACUAGUCAUGGGUGGUAAUAUGGAGGCAGCACCGUUCAGGUGGUUCAUGGAGCUCUGCGUACAAGCGUUCCUCGCGAUAAGGCCGUACCAAGAGGCGAUCAUUUCCCUGGUCUCACUGAUGCUGGACACUGGGUUGCCCUGCUUCCGAGGUCAAACCAUCAAGCUGCUGCGAAGUCGAUUCGCACCGAUGGCCAGCGACCGAGAAGCGGCAGCUUUCAUGCUGAACGUUAUCAGAAACAGCUAUCAGAAUAUCCGCACGAUUACGUACGACAUGAUACAGUAUUACCAAAAUCAAAUUCCGUAUUAAACGCAAGAGAACUGGCGUGAAAUAUUGUAUAAUUAUAUAAUACAUAUAAUACAAUGAAUUAUACCGGAGCCGCGUUUUUCUCGGAUACCUAAUUUAUUAUACAUAAAGUGAUUAAACUAAAAUGAGAAAAAAAUGCAAAUGAAAUAUAUUAAUGUUGUUGGGAAUAUGUCAAGAUUUUACAUUUUUUCGUGACAAUCUGGGUGUUGAUGUGCUUCGGAUCGGCAUUUAUUUGCCUAUUUGACUUGCAUAUGUAAUUUAUGUAUUUAGUGAAUGGAGUACUUAAUAAGAUGUAACAUUCCUUCUUGUUAAGAUAAUUUGUGAACUGUUGCUGGUUAAAGAUUAUAAAUAUAAAUUAUUUAAAUAAAAUCUGUAAAUUUUCAUUAUUAAUCAUAGGAAUAAGGUACACAUAUGAGAUGGAGUAAAUAAGGCAUUUACUUUCCCCAGAAAUGUUUAUUUCACUUUCGCCUAUACAAUAUAGAAAUCCAAUGACGGGUGGAGAUCGAAAGAGAAUUUUAACUCUAGUUUAGAACUUUCGUUCAAAUCUUUCGUUUUUCAUGAAUCGCUAAAUAAUUUGCAAUCGAUGUUUGCGUGACAAGGUCCAACAUUUGCAAAAAAAAAAAAAAAAAAUGAAAAAGAAUUAAGUUUUCCGUAUUUGUUUUUCUUUCGCGACA
Molecule: messenger RNA, 7080 nt
Organism: Nasonia vitripennis (jewel wasp)
Lineage: Eukaryota; Metazoa; Arthropoda; Insecta; Hymenoptera; Pteromalidae
Gene: Pi4KIIIalpha
Product: phosphatidylinositol 4-kinase alpha
Exons: 16
Coding region: 170-6409 (2079 amino acids)
Biological process (GO): phosphatidylinositol-mediated signaling; phosphatidylinositol phosphate biosynthetic process
Cellular component (GO): plasma membrane; cytoplasm
Molecular function (GO): 1-phosphatidylinositol 4-kinase activity
Source: RefSeq, a predicted model, not a curated record